CUCGCCGUUGGCAGAUUCUACGCUACGCUUUCAGUGCGGUGCAUAUCUUGAAAGAACUAGGGGUGGAGGAGAAUCUUCAGAGGAAAGAUUUGGUAUCAUUUCGUCACCCGAGCCCGGCCAUGGACGAACAGGCAGGGCCCGGCGUCUUUUUCAACAAUAAUAACAACUCAAUAUUGCAAAGUGGAGGAAAAGGACCACUACCCGAAGGCGAUGGUGGGGAGGCGGUAAGGGCUCAGUACAGUAUCCCGGGGAUCUUGCACUUCCUGCAGCACGAAUGGGCCCGUUUUGAAGUGGAACGAGCACAAUGGGAGGUGGAGCGGGCAGAAUUACAGGCCCAGAUCGCGUUCCUGCAGGGGGAGAGGAAGGGCCAGGAGAACCUGAAGAAGGACCUGGUGCGGCGGAUCAAGAUGCUGGAAUACGCCUUGAAGCAGGAGAGGGCAAAGUACCAUAAGCUAAAGUACGGAACAGAGCUGAACCAGGGAGACAUGAAGCCUCCCAGCUAUGACUCCGACGAAUGCAACGAGAACGAAGCCCCCAACUCCCUCAACAACCAGUUGUCAUGGAAGCAGGGUCGCCAGCUGCUCAGGCAGUACCUGCAGGAGGUGGGCUACACAGACACCAUCCUGGACGUCAAGUCCCAGCGGGUGAGGGCCCUCCUGGGCCUGUCAGGAGACGGCAGCACUAGCAUCCAAGGAGGAGGAGGCGGUGGAGGAGGUGGAGGGGGAGGUGAUCGAACCACACAGGAGCCCCUGGUCAACGGCACAGCAGACACCAAGCCCAAAGGAGCCAGCACCGGCGGGAAAGGUCAGCUGUCUGAAUCCAGCGCUGUGCUGGAGGCCUUCAAGUUCAUAGAGAGCGCGGCCGCUGAUUUCAGUGAUGAGGACGAGGAUGAGGACAGUGAUGGGAAAGACAGGACCAUCAUUGUGGACUCGGGCACGAUUGUGAGGAAGAAGCCGUCCUCCUCUUCCUCCUCCUCCUCAGCCUCCCCCUCCCCCGUGUCCCCCUCCAAGGACGGUGGCGAAGACAUGGACACAGAGGAAGCCCUGAAGGGGUUCGACUUCCUGUCCAGUCCCGAUGAGAUGGACACGUCUCCCGACCUCAGGAGCUCAGGCGAUGGCACCGACUGGGAGAAAGAGGAUCACCCCAUGGGGGAGUCCUGGGACGUGGACCAGGGCCUGAUUACCAAACUCAAGGAGCAGUACAGGAAAGAGCGCAAGGGCAAAAAGGGGGUGAAGAGGCCGAGUCGCUCCAAGCUGCAGGACAUGCUGGCCAACCUGGAGGAGCCUCCAGCCCUGCAGCCCUCCCUCACCCCUCCCUCCCGGCCCAGCGCCCCCCGCCUCAACGAACACGAAAGCGGCCGCCCAGACGAAGUGGACGCGAUGACGUUCCCGCCCUCCUCCGGCAAGUCCUUCAUCAUGGGCGGCAGUGACGAGACCAUUGAGAACGAGCUGGGACUGGGGGAGCUGGCCGGACUCACCGUGGCCAACGAGGCCGAUGGCCUCACCUACGACAUCGCCAACAAUAAGGAUGCCUUGAGGAAGACGUGGAACCCCAAGUUCACGCUGCGUAGCCAUUUUGACGCCAUCCGGGCGCUGGCCUUCCACCCCGUGGAGCCCGUCCUGGUCACCGCCUCAGAGGACCACACGCUCAAGAUGUGGAACCUGCAGAAGACGGCGCCCAUCAAGAAGAGUGCCUCUUUGGAUGUGGAGCCCAUUUACACGUUUAGAGCCCACAGGGGUGCGGUGCUGUGUGUAGCGAUGAGCAGCAGUGGGGAGCAGUGCUUCAGCGGAGGUCUGGACGGCACCAUCCAGAGCUGGAACACCCCCAGCCCCACCAUCGACCCCUACGACUCAUACGAGCCGUCUGUCCUGCGGGGGGCGCUGUGUGGCCACACUGACUCUGUGUGGGGGCUGGUGUACAGCAGCGUGCACCAGCGCCUGCUCUCCUGCUCGGCCGACGGCACCGUGCGACUGUGGAACGCCAACAACACCAACCCCGCCAUAGCAGUCUUCAACGAGAACAAGGAGAUGGGCAUCCCGUCAUCAGUGGACCUGGUGUGCAGCGACCCGGCCCACAUGGUCACCUCCUUCAGCAACGGCAGGCUGGGCCUCUUCAACAUGGAGACCCGCCAGCUGACCCUCAACCUGGAGUCCACCGUGGAGCCAGGUUCCCUGUGUCAGAUCAACAAAGUGCUUAGUCACCCCACGCUGCCCAUCACCAUCACGGCACAGGAGGAUCGCCACAUCAAGUUCUACGACAACAACACGGGAAAGCUGAUCCAUGCCAUGGUAGCCCACUUAGACGCUGUCACCAGCCUGGCCGUGGACCCCAACGGACUCUACCUGAUGUCGGGCAGCCACGACUGCUCCAUCCGGCUGUGGAACCUGGACAACAAGACGUGCAUCCAGGAGUUCACGGCGCACCGCAAGAAGUUCGAGGAGUCCAUCCACGACGUGGCGUUCCACCCCACCAAGGCCUUCAUCGCCAGCGCCGGGGCCGACGCGCUCGCCAAGGUCUUUGUAUGACCUGCGACCCUUCACCCCAAACCAAUCACGUCCAACCCACCCACGCACCCGCCCACCCAUCCAACCAAUCAGCAUCCGGCUCUCUGCCUCGUCAAGCCCAGCCCCCGAGCAGAAGGCUCCUCAGGACACAUGCUCAGAGUGGGAGGAGAGGGUGGGGCCAGGGGAUGGUGGGUGUGGACGAGCCUCGGCCCCUCCCAUACCUCUCUGUGGCCCUCGUUUGUGGUAUUUGUUUUCCUGUUGUCGUUUUUCACGUGUCUGGCUUCCGCACUGGACGCUGUGGGUCGGCUGGUAGCCUCGACAAACACUGGGGCAGAGAGAAGGGGAGCUGGUGUGGGACUUGGCCACUAUGGAGGUCGACGAUGAGGGUGGGGGCCCUGGCCUCGGGGAGAGACGAGAGGGGGUGAGGAUGACAAACUGGUCGGCUCACGUCCUGUCUGUACCCCCAUUCACAUACAGACAGUCAAAGACACACACAUACACUCCUACAGACACACACAUCUGUGUGUUUGCAUCAACUGGACCACCUGAAGCAACCACUGCAGUGGCAGCCAACACAAGGUCCUUCUACUGGCAGGAAAUCCUAAUGGAGAAAUGAGGGAUGGAUUGGUUUGGUCUAGCCGGACAGUCGGGCCAAACCACAUAGCCACCAAACCCAUCACGCCUCUCUUUCAGACUCCUAAGAAACUCAGUUUGUUUUUGUUGUUGUUUUUUUGUUAUUAUUAUUUUUCUUUAUCUUUGUUUUUUUCUUGGAGGCGAGUCUGCAUGGUGUUGCCAUGUGGUCGACAUGCGGUUUAACAGGCUGCCUCACUCACAACGCCAUCCCAGAAGCCUUUGCGACCUCGCGACUUCCGGGUCCCACGUAGCUGGUCUUAAUCUUUACUUUUAAAAACCGUGAUAGACAAAAUGUGCCUUUGCUGCAAAAAGGUCUGGAGAUGUUCUUUUAUCAAGGAUUUUUGAUGCGGGGGGGUUUGUCCACAAAUAGUGGAUCAUAGUGGUCUCUAUUUUAAUUUCAUUGGAUGUAAAAUUACAAAUACUUAUAAUAAACAAAUAUAUAAAUAUAAAUAUAUAUAUAAAUAUAUAUAUUCAAGUCUUAAAACCUUUAAUUUCAGUCAGAAUUCCGAGUGCUCUUUUUGAUACUUUGUGGAAGUGUGUGCGUGUGUGUUAUAUGCAGUGAAUAGCAAUGCUGGCGGUUUUAGAUAAUACUGUACCUUAAAAGUAAACAUUUCCUGUUGUCCAAAAGAUUACUGGCUUAAAAUGGAAACCUUCAAAUAAAAAAAGGUCAACUGCAAACUGA
Engraulis encrasicolus (European anchovy) is the source of this 3819-nucleotide messenger RNA. Its product is annotated as striatin-like. Gene Ontology annotation, cellular component: dendrite. Gene Ontology annotation, molecular function: armadillo repeat domain binding; calmodulin binding; protein-containing complex binding. NCBI's taxonomy places the organism in Eukaryota, Metazoa, Chordata, Actinopteri, Clupeiformes, Engraulidae. The record is from RefSeq and is a predicted model, not a curated record. The transcript has 18 exons. The coding region runs from base 120 to 2525 and encodes 801 amino acids.